CCCGGAAGGAGGCGCCCCCGCCGCCGCCCACCUUCUAACAUCGCGGCGCCCCAUUGGCCGCGCCGGCUGCCGGGCGCCCCGGUGGGUAGGCGGUGGCGGCGCCAUGGCGGAUCGGUUAACGCAGCUGCAGGACGCGGUGAACUCGCUCGCAGACCAAUUCUGUAAUGCCAUCGGCGUGCUGCAGCAGUGUGGCCCCCCUGCCUCUUUCAGCAACAUUCAGACGGCAAUAAACAAAGAUCAGCCUGCUAAUCCAACAGAAGAAUACGCCCAACUGUUUGCAGCACUGAUUGCACGAACUGCAAAGGAUAUUGAUGUUCUAAUAGAUUCCUUGCCUAGCGAGGAAUCGACAGCCGCUUUGCAGGCUGCUAGUCUCUGUCGAUUAGAAGAAGAAAAUCAUGAAGCAGCUGCCCGUCUGGAAGAGGUAGUUUAUCGUGGGGAUAUGCUACUGGAAAAGAUACAGAGUGCUCUCGCAGAUAUUGCUCAGUCCCAGCUGAAAACAAGAAGCGGUACGCAUAGCCAGCCCGUUCCAGACUCAUAGCACCAGGGGGCAGCGCUCUGCUGCAAAACUGAACUGCAGAAAGUCCUGUUGAAAACAGCUGCGCAUCUCCUAGGGACUGUAGCACUGUGUCCUACUCUUGUGGGACUCUGAAGUGCUUUGAUCACUGGUAACAAUGUCUUUUAUCAAAGCUCAAACUCCAGGUUUGGUAUGAGAAUUACUUAUAUUGUAGAAUUGGUGUUUCUGUUCUAGAAUUACACAUCUUAAUGUAUUACUUACAUUUCUUUCUUGUUCAUAAAUAUGUCUGACUUUAAUCUGGUUUGUCAUCUCAUAAUACAGGUGUUAGUCCCUAAAGGGAAUUCCUAAGGCAAGUAUUUUUAAGAGUAUUGUGUAAUUCACCCACCUCUACUUUCAGACUUUGUUCGUGAGCUUUUUUUGUGGGAAAGGUAAGGCUUAGGCACGGAAACACUGUUUAAAUUGCCUGAGUUAAUGGAGAAAAUGCUAGACAAUCUGAGGUGAGCACAGUGCUGGCCAUCUAUUUUAAUUAAUAGAAAUGAUAAUUAAACAGUUUGUAUUUCUGCUUGGCCAUCUUACUCCUUACAAAGUAAAGAGAUAAGUAAACUCCAGAGCUUGCAGAGUAAGUGUUCCUGCUAGUGGCAUCUCACUGAAAAAGUUAAAUGUGCAGAUAUCUGAUCCUGAUACUGUUUAUUGUUUGUGAUUCACAAGUGGUUCUUUGACUCCAUUAUUGCUACUGACACACUUACUGUCACUUGCUCAUGCUAUUUCUCUGCUUCUCUAAAGCACACGCUAUUGAGGAAGCAUUGGAGGGGUCUGAGAAGACCCAAAAAGUAUCUGGGAGAGCAACUAGCAAUGAGAAAACUAAAAAGAAUUUCUUAUAUAAUAUCACUUUCUAGUAUAAACAGUUGCUUACAGGAAUGCUGUGGUCAUAAGCAACAAGAGGUAUACUCUCCAAUGUGAGAGGUUUUUUGUUUUUCUUCACACACUGAAUAAAUUUGUGCCCCUCAUACUAGGACUUUAAAAGUACCAGCCUCUUCUGUAUGAAAAAUAAACCAGUUAUUUUGGGCUUUGAUGCAUGAUCUUGGAGUUGAACAUUUUGCUGCUGACCAUCAUCUAUAUUUUUGAGUUAGCUGUCUUGCAUUGUUGUAGGAUGGUGUUUAUUUCCAUAUAAUGUAUCUGCUCAUUUCAUGAUCAAAACUACCUAUUUCUAUAUAUUGGACAUACUGUCAUUACUAUAAAAGUUGCAUGUGUCUUGCUAUUGCAUACAGACAGACAGGUAAGAGCAACUCAAAUAUGUCUUUAGCAAUCUGAUCCUUAGGGAUUUGGAUCUGGCUACUUACUACACUAAGCCAAUAAAAGGAAGAGUAUAACAUGGCACAGGAUAUAUCUUGUAGACAGUGUGUUUUGAGGAUUAAAAAAUACAAAGCUGUUCCUACAUGUAACAAAUGGUAACAUCAAAGUAUUUAAUCAAAUAAUAUUUGAUUAAAUAUUUAAUGGUAUUUAAUAAAAAUUACAUCUCUUUAGUCAUAAA
Dromaius novaehollandiae (emu) is the source of this 2045-nucleotide messenger RNA. RefSeq names its product mediator complex subunit 21 (gene MED21). Gene Ontology annotation, cellular component: mediator complex. Gene Ontology annotation, biological process: regulation of transcription by RNA polymerase II. Lineage: Eukaryota; Metazoa; Chordata; Aves; Casuariiformes; Dromaiidae. The coding region runs from base 104 to 538 and encodes 144 amino acids. The transcript is spliced from 4 exons. The record is from RefSeq and is a predicted model, not a curated record. Gene Ontology annotation, molecular function: transcription coregulator activity.